Molecule: messenger RNA, 685 nt
Organism: Abrus precatorius (Indian licorice)
Lineage: Eukaryota; Viridiplantae; Streptophyta; Magnoliopsida; Fabales; Fabaceae
Exons: 2
Coding region: 90-467 (125 amino acids)
Source: RefSeq, a predicted model, not a curated record
AGGGUUUUAUGCUGUAGAGCUACCUUCGCAGAACUGCAGCUACGAACUACGCCGCGGCAUAUGAACUAGAAGAAAAUUGUGUUUCAGAAAUGGGGGAGAUUUGGUGGUCCCUUUUGGGGGCUGCGAUCCCUGUUGUUGUUGCAGGACAAGCUUUUAGGGUUAAGAAAAGGCGUGCGGAAGAGCAGAGGUUGAAGAGCGCAAGAGGUAGGGAAAGGAGUUCCGACGAAAUCUUUGUGUGUGAAAGGGUUUGCACAUCCAAGAGAAUGCUCAAAAAGGUUGGUUCUUUCUCCAAAGAUCCAAUUCCUGAUACCUGUGUCACUGUGUGUGGUGUUUCUGAUCUUGAUGCGUGUGCUGAUGCGUGUGCACGCACUGUUUGUGUUAACCAACACCAAGUUCCUAAUUGGAAUGACAUAUGCCUUAGGAGGUGUCAGAGUGAAUGCCUCAAACUCUCUUCACAAUCCUCGUAGCAGUUGGAUUUGUUCACGUGUGUGUAUACUGAAUUUUGGAUUGAUGGUUAAGUGCUUUUUGUUUCGUCAUUUUAACGAAUUUUACAGAAAAUUCUAUGGAAAUGCAGUUGGGUUUUUUAUUCAAUUAGGUUCUAGUUCAUUUAUUUAAAUAGAAUUUAAAUGCUUCUUUCUUUUCCUGCCUUAUUGGGGCAUGACAUUUGGAAGCUUUGUGGAGGAUG